UCCGGAAGCUCUAAAGUCUGGGAGACUUCUGACAGUCUGAAAUUCUAUCAUUCCAGACUUGAAGCCAAUGAGUUAAGGAGCCCAGAGAGGUUGGUGCAAAUGGAUUUUAAUAUAGCACAUCUUGUUUUUAUCUUGAUAUCAGUCGGGCAUGUGCAUUCUUCUGAACAUGAGACUCGUCUCAUUACAAACCUGUUCAAAGAUUACAACAAAGUUGUUCGGCCAGUUCAACGAUUCAAAGAUAAAGUUGAAGUGACAGUAGGACUCCAGCUUAUCCAACUCAUAAACGUGGAUGAAGUCAAUCAAAUUGUAACAACAAAUGUUCGUCUAAAGCAGCAAUGGGUGGAUAUAAACCUCAAGUGGAACCCAACAGAAUAUGGUGGAAUACAGAAAAUCCGCAUAUCUUCUGGCGAUAUCUGGCACCCUGAUCUUGUUCUUUAUAAUAAUGCAAACGGUGACUUUGCAAUUGUCAAGGAUACAAAAGUACUUCUUGAAUAUACAGGAAAGGUCACAUGGACACCUCCAGCCAUUUUUAAAAGCUACUGUGAAAUUAUUGUCACAUACUUUCCAUUUGACGUGCAGAACUGCAGCAUGAAACUGGGGACUUGGACCUAUGAUGGCACACUAGUAGCUAUAAACCCGGAGAGUGAUCGUCCAGAUCUGAGCAGCUUUAUGGAGAGUGGAGAAUGGCUGAUGAAGGACAACCGCUGUUGGAAGCAUUGGGUUUAUUACGCCUGCUGUCCUGACACCCCAUAUCUGGAUAUCACAUAUCACUUCCUUAUGCAGCGACUUCCUCUUUACUUUAUUGUAAACGUUAUUAUUCCAUGUCUUCUCUUCUCUUUUCUUACUGGUUUAGUGUUUUAUCUUCCCACUGAUUCGGGUGAAAAGAUGACACUGAGCAUUUCUGUCUUGCUGUCACUGACUGUGUUUCUACUGGUUAUUGUUGAAUUGAUCCCUUCCACUUCAAGUGCUGUGCCUUUGAUCGGCAAAUACAUGUUGUUUACCAUGGUCUUUGUCAUAACAUCUAUUAUAAUCACAGUAAUUGUAAUCAACACUCAUCACCGCUCCCCCAGUACUCACAUUAUGCCUGAGUGGGUACGAAAGAUUUUUAUUGACACCAUCCCAAAAAUGAUGUUCUUCUCUACAAUGAAACGUCCCUCACAAGAAAAACAAGGAAAGAAGAUAUUUACAGAAGAUAUUGACAUUUCAGACAUCUCAGGAAAAUUAGGACCUGCUGCAGUGACUUAUCAGUCUCCAGUUUUAAAGAAUCCUGAUGUGAAAAGUGCUAUAGAAGGUGUUAAAUAUAUUGCAGAGACUAUGAAAGCGGACCAGGAAUCCAAUAAGGCUGCAGAAGAGUGGAAGUUUGUCGCAAUGGUUUUGGAUCACAUUCUCCUGGCAGUCUUCAUGUUUGUUUGUAUCAUUGGGACAACUGUUGUUUUUGCAGGUCGUCUUAUUGAGCUUAAUAUGCAGGGCUGAUUUCAAUUCUAUUUUCUAACAUGCAGAGGUUUUCUAACUUAAAUGAAUAGUUUAUAUCCUCAUUCAGACAAGAGAAACUGACAUCCAUUUUAUCAUUUUAUACCAGCUGCAUAUUUGAUAUGGGCGCUUCACAGAGUUGUUUUUAAUAACUUAUAUUAAAGUGGAAUUCUGGCUGGAAAGUAGAAUAAGACUAUGCUGCUUGUUAUCACAGGUGCAACUAGACAUUGGGGCUUGUAGUAGUCACUUUUACAUCUACUAAUAUAUAAGGAUUGCCGUGAGAUUACAUUUAUAAAGGUAUUUAUGGAGUAAGCUGCCAGUGAUACCAGGGGCGGAACUACCAUUGGUGCAGCAGGUGCAGUGGCACCAUGGCCUAAGUGCUUGUGGAGCCCAUAGCAGCCAGUCUAUAUAAAGUCAUGUGCAGAAUAUGCAGUCCUAAGGCAGGGGAGCCUUUUAUUAUUGCAGGUUUCAGGUUCCUCUAUCCUCAAAAUCAUUAUAUAGCGCAGCAUGUAUAUUAUUACUGUUGCUUACUACUGAGUUACCUUUGGCGGGCCUAAACAUUUUUUUGCACCAGGGCCCUUAUUUAAGUAGAUCCGCUACUGUGUGAUACAAUAUUAUAUCAUGCAUAUAGCACAGUGAUUGUUGCUUAGGAAUUUAGGUACAUGGAUUGGAAAUCAGAAAAUGAAAAUUCUUCUCUGUUCUACAUCUCCUUGUAACUGCUACAAUUAUAGUGUUUGCGGAAGAGACAGGAGUCUGUGUUACAGGUAAUAAAGGUGGUGAUUAUUUUUUUAUUUUUUUAAAUGAUGUAUGGUUUCCAGAACUAAUUCUUUAAAUGUUUGAAUUUGUACUGAAUUUUUCAUGUAAUGUUACAGCCCAUAAAUAAAGAGUUAAAUUAAAAAAUAAAUUAAAAAAAUGAUGUAUGGUUUGUAUGUAUAUCAGUGUGGAAUUCCAUUAGUAGUCAGUAGAUUUAUUAUUUGUUCAACCCUUUAAAAUAUCAUAUAAGUCCAAAAGUUAAGAAACAAUAAAUAAAAUAUGUUUUAGAAAGGUAUUGCAUCUUGAAUAAAGUUCAGCGAUAUGUCAUCUUGA
Molecule: messenger RNA, 2556 nt
Organism: Bombina bombina (fire-bellied toad)
Lineage: Eukaryota; Metazoa; Chordata; Amphibia; Anura; Bombinatoridae
Gene: CHRNA1
Product: cholinergic receptor nicotinic alpha 1 subunit
Exons: 9
Coding region: 100-1473 (457 amino acids)
Biological process (GO): chemical synaptic transmission; monoatomic ion transmembrane transport; nervous system process
Cellular component (GO): synapse; postsynaptic membrane; neuron projection
Molecular function (GO): acetylcholine-gated monoatomic cation-selective channel activity; transmembrane signaling receptor activity
Source: RefSeq, a predicted model, not a curated record